Molecule: messenger RNA, 327 nt
Organism: Hylaeus anthracinus
Lineage: Eukaryota; Metazoa; Arthropoda; Insecta; Hymenoptera; Colletidae
Exons: 2
Source: RefSeq, a predicted model, not a curated record
CGCAUGAAUAAUUAUGUAGAACAUCCGCUUGGCAUUUUGUGCAACUAUACAGAAUAUCAUGAUUUUAUUAAUAAAUUUACAUUUUAUAGCUUAUUGUUAGAUACGUAGCAUAAUUUUCUAUCAAAAAUGAAUGUAGAUCCGAUUGCUUCUGCAAAAGUUUCAUAGACAAAGAAUCGUUUAAAUGUAGAUAAAGAUAUUUCAAAACCGAUACUUUGCUAUCCUCGUGUACAAUUAAACAUUAACAACUACAAUGUAAACAAAAUCUAAGUAUCUCCAUUGCCGGAUAUGUCAUUCAAGUCAAUGAAAUUGUCUCAGAAUUUAUGGUAA